Molecule: messenger RNA, 1029 nt
Organism: Linnemannia hyalina
Lineage: Eukaryota; Fungi; Mortierellomycota; Mortierellomycetes; Mortierellales; Mortierellaceae
Source: the annotation of a GenBank genome assembly
AUGCACAACAACAGCAGCAGCCAGGAGCCCUCGGCCGUUGUCGUCCCUCCCCUCAACGACUUUAUCCGGCUCUUGGUCCUUAACUCCAAUGUCCAGUCCUCGACCCUGUUGCCCACCCUUGUCUACCUCGAGCGCCUCAAGUACAAGCUCCCCGUUGCUGCCAAGGGCAUGCACUGCACUUGCCAUCGUGUCUUCUUGGCCACACUCAUCGUUGCAGCCAAGUACCUGAACGACCAGUCGCCUAAGAACAAGCACUGGUCCGCCCAUUCGUCCGUCUUCUCCGUCGGCGAGGUGAACCUCAUGGAGAAGCAACUCCUCUCCCUCCUCGACUUUGACCUCCGCAUCACCGAGGCAGAUCUCGCCUCUUCCCUCCAGGAGUUCAUGCAUCUCCAGCAGCAGACUUCUUCCUCUACUCAUACCACGACCGCCCCUUCGGAGGCAUCCAGCCGGUAUGCCUCCCCCGUGCCCGUCUCUAAGCCCGUCACCGUCCCCUCACCUACCAGCAGCUACAUCCCCCAGUCCAUCCCCCUCAAUCAGCCCAGCUCCAACAAGCGCGGAUCGACCAGCCGACAGGGUGACAUCAAGAUGCAGAUGGAGUUGCCUCCUCAGGAGCACUUCAAGCGUCGCACUUCUCUGCCCAACCAGCCCUGCCUCGAAGAAGGCGAGGUCAUGCCUGUCUACAAGGGUCUCAUGCGCAACAACCAGGACCAGUACCCUUCUCCCGAUGGUGCCACCGAUGAUCUCGCUCCUGCUCCUCGCAACGACGACAUGACCCCUACCUCCUCGCAUGCCUACAACGGCGCUGAUGCCUAUGCCACUGCCCAAAAGGCCUGGAUGGCCUCCGCUGGCGGUCCCAUGUACAGCUCUGCACCCAACCCCCGCUUGUCGCAUAUGCCAGCACCUAUGCACCCUCACCACCCUCACCAUCUCCCUCACGGCUAUGCCCAUCACCAGGAGACUGGUGAAUUGGAGGAUAUCAACCAGUCCUCGACUGGCCGCAAUUAUGGAUUCAGCCGCGCCAUGUGCUAA